Saprolegnia diclina VS20 is the source of this 904-nucleotide messenger RNA. RefSeq lists its product as hypothetical. Lineage: Eukaryota; Oomycota; Saprolegniomycetes; Saprolegniales; Saprolegniaceae. The transcript is spliced from 4 exons. Bases 137 to 814 code for a protein of 225 amino acids. The record is from RefSeq and is a predicted model, not a curated record.
AGCGACCACGACCCAACUUGGACCAGUGUACAGGCAGCCGCGCCAACACACUCGUCCCGAUGCGCAAGACGUCGCCCAUCAACUUGCGGCAUAAAGAUAACCUACAGACAACGGUUUUGUUUGGGACCUCUGGGCGAUGAUGGCAUCGGUCGUGCCCCAGGACCAAGUACCUCUCUACGACGGCAAGGAAGACGCCAACGGGCUGCGGACGGGCUCGGGCAAGCUCGUCUUUGCAAACGACGACACGUACGUCGGGCAGUUUGUUCAGGGCUAUCGGCACGGCGCCGGCGUCUUUACGUACGACCAUGGCCAGCGCGUCUACGAGGGCGAGUGGAAGCUCAGCUUGCGGCACGGCAAGGGCAAGGAGACGUGGCGCGUCGGCGACACGACGCUCUACAGCUACGAAGGCGAGUACGAGCGAGGCAGCCCUCAUGGCUACGGCCUCGAGCGCAAGAAGCUCGCCAAGUACGCGGGUGAGUUUCAGAACGGAAGAAAGGAGGGACAUGGCCGCAUGGUCUGGCCCAACGGCGACAGCUAUGACGGGCAGUGGCGCGACGGCCGCAUGUGCGGUGUCGGCAAGCUCGUGCGCGCCAUUGACGGCAGCUCGUACGACGGGCACUGGGUACACGGGCUGCGACACGGCCGCGGCAAAGCGAUAGGUGCCGACGAGGUCUAUGAUGGGCUAUGGAAGGAAGGACUGCGACACGGCGACGGCACGGUCGUCGCCAACGCACACGAGCGCAGCGGGGUCUGGGACAAGGGCGUCCGCCUCAAGUGGACCACCCCCGAGAAGCUAAUUCAGUCGCUUCGAUAGACUAUUGCACAAGAGACAGAACACUAUAUCAAAGCCACGUGGUUUAGAGUGAGUUGGCUACGAGACGACGCAACAAGUUGUCAUUUGCGG